GCAUUCCCAUCCCGAGCCAAUCGCCUCUCGCCUUUAAAUCCUGCGCCCCCACCGCAGCCUCCACUCCCACCGCUCUCGAUCCUCCCACCGCUCCGACUCAAUCGACGCCGAGGAGAGAAAGGAAGGGCCACUCGAUCGUAAGCGAUGGCCCGGGGAGAGAACCAGGAGUCGCAGACGGGGAACGUGCCCGCCGCAUCAGCGGCGUCAGCGACGGGGGCGAAGCCGGCGUCGGCGGGCACCGGGAAGGGUGCGGAGGGCCAGUCGGUGGUGCGGCGGCUGCAGUCGGAGCUGAUGGCGCUGAUGAUGGGCGGCGACCCGGGCGUGUCGGCGUUCCCGGAGGGGGACAACAUGCUCCACUGGGUGGGCACCAUCGAGGGCUCCGCCGGGACGGCGUACGAGGGCACCUCCUACCGCCUCGCGCUGGCCUUCACCGCCGAAUACCCGUACAAGCCGCCCAAGGUGCGGUUCGACACCCCCUGCUUCCACCCCAACGUCGACGUGCACGGCAACAUCUGCCUCGACAUCCUCCAGGACAAGUGGUCCUCCGCCUACGACGUGCGCACCAUCCUCCUCUCCAUCCAGAGCCUGCUCGGAGAGCCGAACAACGACUCGCCGCUCAACACGCAGGCGGCGGCGCUCUGGGCGAACCAGGAAGAGUUCAGGAAGAUGGUGGAGAAGCUCUACAAGCCCGCGGCGUAGAGGAGAGGAGGAGGACAGCGCCCGGCGCAGAUGUCGCCUCGGGUUCUUCAAGCACUGAUCUCGCUUGGAUCGAUCGACAAGAGAUUAUUGGGUGGAUGGAUGGGUUUCGUUGGGUUGAAGGCUCCCAGGAGUAUGUGGGUCCCUGGAGCCUGGCGACUCUGUAAUUGUUCUUUGAGUUCUGAAAUGUUCAGAGAUUCAUUUUAACAGGACCUGUUUUCGUCCCUUUUCAUUCUGACUGCGAUAUGGAUAGGGACAAGACUGCUCGUAUGAUCUCGAAAAUGUCCAGCAACUGCAUCAACGCAAUAUUCAAAUGGCUUC
Sorghum bicolor (sorghum) is the source of this 1017-nucleotide messenger RNA. RefSeq names its product ubiquitin-conjugating enzyme E2 19. The record is from RefSeq and is a predicted model, not a curated record. NCBI's taxonomy places the organism in Eukaryota, Viridiplantae, Streptophyta, Magnoliopsida, Poales, Poaceae. Bases 145 to 699 code for a protein of 184 amino acids. The transcript is spliced from 3 exons.